AUGGCCGACUCCGAAACCUCCAGCCUCCAGGGCACCAGGUCACGUCGCGCCUGGACAGUCUCUGCAGAUUCAGAAGCAAUGGAUAACUCAGGUCGGAGUAACGGCCGUUCAUCCAAUGCUUCUAGCUUCGAACGACCUAAAACUUCAACUGGGGAAGUCCCAGAUUCUGCUAAGGCUGGACCUAGCGGCAUCUCCAAGCUCCUCAAAGCGCGACGGAGGCGGAAGAAGAACGACAAGACACCUGCAGAUGCGCCACCUGUACCGGAAAUUCUGACUGAAGAGGAUCUUCAGAUGAGCCGGUCGAAUGAUUCCCGUGAUGGCAAUUCCACCCUACCUUCAUCCAACGAUAGCUCAGCCCCGCCGGAAAGCGAAGUCAUCAACUUGUUGACCGACGAUUCCGAGCCCGAAAGGACUCCGCCUCUCACCUCUCACAACUCCCAUACGGGAUUCUAUACCUCCUCCUCUCCCCUCAUUAAGACGUCAUCCGCGGACGCCCCCGAAUCUGAAGGCUUUCAAGCCGACGUCGAAUCAGCUGUGAGCGGCCCAAGUGUGACUGGAUCCGAAUCGGCUACUAGCGAUGAUCCCCCGAGGCAAGGCAUUCAAUCAAGUAUGACCUUGGAUGUCCCGGCCGGCAAUAGCAAACGCCGCAGUGCUUCGCCAUCACCGGGGCGGCGUUUCAAAGAUGCCUUUAGCUCCGAUAAGAAAAGUGAGAAAAGCGCAAGCCCGACUGCAAGCACGACUGCAAGCGACGACGCAGACCGAGCAUCCUCAAAAUCUGGUAGCAAGGACAAACGGAGUAUAUUUGGAAGCAGACGCAGUAGUCUCUCAUCGAAACGGGCUCAGGCAGCUCCAGGUGAAGCUCCUCCGCCCCUGCCGGCUCCAAUUCGUACGGACUUGACAGAGAGUAAACCUCGUUCCCUGGAAGCAAGCCCCCUACCGAACACGCCUCCGCAUACAGCCAUCCCAGCCCCAGCCACGACCGUAACCCCGCCCACCCCGACCGAACACCGGCCACUUAACCCCCAAAUACUAGGCGGUGGAGUAACGGACUCCCCAGAAUCAAUCACAUCUCGGAAUUCCAUAUCAUCUCCUCCGGGGGUCACUACUGUGAGUCCCUCUGGAAAUAUGAUCUCACAUCGGCGAGUACGGUCUGCUUCUGCAGCUCAUGGCCCGAGCAAGUUAUCAAAUGUCACGGCAUUGAGCCCGCUGGACGAAGGAAAGUCCCUCAAGAGUUCACCCAGUCAACAAAGUGGUUUCUUUUCAUCGGUGUUCUCUGUCGCACAAAACGCCGCAUCCUCAAUUAGCAAUACCCUCAACAACCAACAAAGAAGCCGCACUAUCUCUUCCGCCGUACCUGCUGAGUUUGAAGAAGACGGCGACGGCUCUUUCGAAGGUCUUGAUAGGAACUCCGACGCGAGUAAAGGCGAAGACGGGAAGCCUUCAGCUUUGCAGACCCUGGGGGCUGGUGAUCUGAAUUUCAGUCAUCUGGACAUUGAUGCGCCGCCCGGAGAGGUGAUUUCUACUACUGAUGGUGUAGUUGUCACUAAGCCUCCAGCGACCCCAGCUGACAAGCGGAAGAAUGCAGCAGUCCAGCGGCGAGAUGAGGAUUCUGCGAAGCUUGAGGACCAGCGUGCAACACGCGCAGUUAACCUGGCCUAUGAAAAGCCCAGUGAUUUCCCCUCUAUCGGGUCUCCUGGCGAGGAUGUCUUGGAUACUCAGUCUACCGUUUCUAUCCCUAAAGACGGCAUUAUGACUGGGGAUCAUACUCCUCCCACUGGCAGUAUCGUUGACGGUGAUUUUGGCAGCGGCAUCAAGCGAAGUGGAAGUGUGCGCAGUCGACUUGCGCGACGCCACCGUGGUUCUUCUGGGGCCACUGCCUCGACAAUUGGUGCUAUCGGAGCUGGAGCCAGUGCCCUAGCUCUCGGUGCUCCUGGUGUCAAUUCAAGCGUACCUCGGCUGACCGGCUUCGCUGUGGCGAGUAAGAAGCGCAACCGAGACUUUCACCAGCUGUUCCGAAGUGUCCCAGAGGAUGACUAUUUGAUUGAAGACUACAGCUGCGCGUUACAGCGCGAGAUCAUUCUCGCUGGCCGUAUCUACGUCUCCGAAGGUCAUAUUUGCUUCUCCAGUAAUAUCCUGGGAUGGGUAACUACUCUUGUCAUCAGUUUUGAUGAGGUUGUCGCCAUCGAGAAAGAGAACACUGCAAUGGUUUUCCCCAAUGCGAUUGCCAUUCAGACAUUGCACGCUCGACACACCUUCCGCAGUCUGCUUAGCCGUGAAUCUACAUAUGAUCUGAUGGUUAACAUUUGGAAGAUCAAUCACCCGUCUGUCAAAAGCUCCGUGAAUGGAACCCGGGUCACCAACUCAACUGGUGAUAAGACUGAGAAGGUUGGAGAUGGUGAGAGUGACUCUGAAAGCGUCAUUUCUGAUGAAGACGAGGUUUACGAUGAGGAUGAAGAAGGCGACGCUGCCGACAGCUUCUUCGAGGCAGGGCCCAGCGCCAACGCUAGUGAUAGGUCAUUGCCUGGCCGAACAGGUCUUAGCCGCCAAACCUCAGGCUUGUCUACCAAUGCAACGAUCCCCGGGGCCGGGCCAGGUAACGGCGAUACCAAGAAUGGCGACAAAUCGGCGGCUUCCAAGGAACCCGACUUCCCUGGGCCGGCCACACACGGGCCCACUGAAUAUACGGAACCCGGUGGUUCAUAUGAUAAGAUUAUCAAGGAUGAAAACAUUCCUGCCCCACUUGGAAAGCUCUACUCCUUAGUCUUUGGACCUGCAUCGGGAGAGUUCAUGACCAAAUUCCUCGUGGACAAUCAAAAAUCUGGCGAGCUUCAGUUUGAAGGAACGGCUAAGGGCCUGACCAACGAAAGCCCCACCAGAAAGUAUUCCUACAUCAAGCCUCUCAACGGCGCAAUCGGUCCCAAGCAGACCAAGUGUAUCAGUACUGAGAACCUCGACUUUUUGGACUUGGAGAAGGCAGUCCUUGUCACGCUGAGCACCCAGACCCCCGAUGUGCCCAGUGGUAAUGUCUUUGCCACAAAAACCAAGUACCUCUUUACGUGGGCCCCUGGCAACCAAACUCGCUUCCUUAUGACGUGUACGAUAGAGUGGUCGGGGAAGAGCUGGUUGAAAGGUCCUAUUGAGAAAGGUGCAAUUGACGGCCAGACGGCAUUCGGUAACGACCUGGUCAAGUCUCUGAAGAUGGGUGUUGUUCCUCGUGGGCGCACCGCUGGCGCUGGGCGAGGCAAGGGUCGUCGCAAGAAGGGUGAUCCUGCUGUUCGUGAUGCGUCUGAGGCGGCUGGGCACAAAAAAUCUACGGAUUCCAGCUCAGGACAGGCCGAGUCCUGGGGUCUCUUCGAACCGAUUCGCGCGAUUUUGGAGCCUGUUACCAGCAUGCUUAAGCCGCUUUGGAGUGGAAAUGUCGUGAUUCUCAUCAUCGGUCUUCUACUCUAUAUGGCGUUCUUCCGGGCACCGUCUGCUUCAUCCACGCUGUCUCGCGGUACUGGCCUUCCUGGUCUCAGUCUGCCUCAGCGCUUGGCCGCUUACGACGAAAUGUGGCGUCGUGAGGAGAGUGAGCUGUGGAACUGGCUGGAAGACCGAGUCGGCAUGGACGGCAUGGUCUUCCCCACUCUGCAUCACCGUAUGCCAGAGGCUCACCCAACUCGCAAGGCUUCACAAGUCAAUGUGGCUGAUGAGCUGAAUCUUAUUGAUCGACUUCGCGAGGAAAAGGCCUCGGACCGAGACAUGGAUCACGCUAUUCGGACAACUCGCCAACGUCUCGAUAUUCUUGAAGAAAUAAUGAACAAGCGCAAGGUGCAACCGGCUCCCGAAGGCGAGCCUGUCCGAACCGAGCUAUGA
This is a messenger RNA of Penicillium atrosanguineum, 3855 nucleotides long. Its product is annotated as GRAM and VASt domain-containing protein. The record is from RefSeq and is a predicted model, not a curated record. Bases 1 to 3855 code for a protein of 1284 amino acids. NCBI's taxonomy places the organism in Eukaryota, Fungi, Ascomycota, Eurotiomycetes, Eurotiales, Aspergillaceae. Gene Ontology annotation, biological process: intracellular sterol transport. The transcript has 3 exons. Gene Ontology annotation, cellular component: endoplasmic reticulum-plasma membrane contact site; mitochondrion; plasma membrane. Gene Ontology annotation, molecular function: sterol binding; sterol transfer activity.